AGGAUCAUUUUCGUUCAAUCACGGCAAAAUCAGGUUCAUAAUCUAAAAAAUUCCGGACAUAAAUUUAAUUUCUUUUAAAUUAAUAGAAAUGAGGAGAGUCCUAGUUUUGUUUUUGUUCGUUGCUGCAGUCAGUUCAACGAAGCCAGGAUGUCCUAUAAGUUUAGAUAUUAAACCAUGCGUUUGCACAAAUAGCCCAUUUACAUAUUUGCAAUGUAAGCAUUUGGAUGAUGUCGAUGUCCUUAAAAGCGUUUUUGAGAACUCUACUCACUACAAAUACAAAGAAGUGCACAUUGAAUUCUCCACAAUGCAAUAUCUCCCUUCUGAGAUAUUUGAAAAGGUUCCAAUCACAGAGUUGCAUUUGAAGAAUGUGACAUUAGCUCAACUCUUCGACAAACCGCCAAGUAAUUUAAAAGGAUUGGACACCUUACACAUAGAAAACACAAGAAUUAACAGAGGAAUGUCUUGGAAACUUCUGGACCCUAUGAUCCAUCUCCGUAUUUUGAAUAUUUACUACAACAGCAUUAAAACUCUUGGCACUGACUUCAGCGAACAUCUAACUAAGAGACUGAAACAAUUUACACUUUACGAAACGGGUACUAAAUCUGUCAAACCUGGUGUCUUUAAAGAAUUUGUUGAUUUAGAAAAAGUAGCUGUUAUAUCUUGCAAGCUGACAGAAUUAAGUCGUGAUAUAUUUCCAACACCUUCUAAUAUUCAAGUAUUAUAUUUCAACAAUAACAACAUAAAAAGUCUACCAGAUGACAUGUUUGCUGAUAUGCCACGCUUACAGACUCUUGGUCUUAGACAUAACCAGCUAACUGUUUUACCUGCAACAGCAUUCAUUGGAAGUACAGACAGACUUGUAUACUUUCAACUGGAAGGUAAUCCAAUCAUCUGUGAUUGUCGUCUAUCCUGGUUAAUAAAAGCGAAGCCAGAUGCACUUUCAGGAACUUGCGCUUUGCCCUCAAAGUACAAAGGGAAAGAACUUAAAGAACUUGAUGCUGCUAAUUUCAAAUGCUAAUUAUUUGUUCCAAUUUAUGAAAACAACUUACGAUUUUCUUCAUAAACAACAACUAAGUUUUUAUCCGCAAAAAAAAAAAUCCAGUUUAGAAUUUGUCUAGUCAAAAUGUUCAUUAAAAUAUAGCAUUUUAUAAGAA
Parasteatoda tepidariorum (common house spider) is the source of this 1154-nucleotide messenger RNA. RefSeq names its product oplophorus-luciferin 2-monooxygenase non-catalytic subunit. Gene Ontology annotation, molecular function: protein binding. Lineage: Eukaryota; Metazoa; Arthropoda; Arachnida; Araneae; Theridiidae. The record is from RefSeq and is a predicted model, not a curated record.